Molecule: messenger RNA, 1488 nt
Organism: Oppia nitens
Lineage: Eukaryota; Metazoa; Arthropoda; Arachnida; Sarcoptiformes; Oppiidae
Product: testis-specific serine/threonine-protein kinase 1-like
Exons: 2
Coding region: 184-1449 (421 amino acids)
Biological process (GO): peptidyl-serine phosphorylation; autophagy
Cellular component (GO): cytoplasm
Molecular function (GO): protein serine/threonine kinase activity; ATP binding
Source: RefSeq, a predicted model, not a curated record
GAGGGAGAGGCGGAAUGGAUGUGUCUGAAAGUGAUAAAGUUUUAUAGAUUAUAUCACUUCACUUGUCGUCGUCAUUGUCUCUUGAAAUUGUUGUUUAGUUUGAACUCUUCAGACACACACACACACCGACACCAACAGUGGAUAAUCACUUCAACUGUUUGAUUGAGUGAUCUGUGAAAUCAAAUGUUCAGUUUGUGUAAGAAAUUAUGUCAAUGGAUUUGCUGUGGUUGUUGUUGUGGUGUAAGACAGACAAAGACACGGAAGAAACACAAGAGGAAAACACAACUAUCGCCGACAACACGAACAACCAGUACAGACAAAGGAAUUCGGAGAUCACGGGUGCCUCAGGUGGUGAUCAAGUCGUUUAGCGAAUUGUUAGACGAGAAAGAAAUACUCGAACUGAUACCAGAAGACAAAGAUGUGGGCAAAGAUGCCAUUGAAUAUCUUCGGCGAAGAGGAUUCGAUCUAUCGAUGAACGAUACGAACCGAUUGGGCUCCGGUACCUAUGCUGUUGUCUAUAAGGCUUGGUAUAGAGGACGCAGUCUAACGGGUACUGAGAAUACAACGAUUGCUUGCAAAGUAAUCAAAGACAAGAAACAGUUGUCGGAUAGACAACCAUAUCAUCCGUUAGACAAAUUGAGAACUGAAUUAGCAUUUUUGGCUUCGCUUAAGUCAAGCGAAUUCAUAGUCAAACCCAUCAAAUACUUUGUGAGCAAUCGUCAAGAGAAACGUGAAGAUCACAUCAGAGCCUAUGUCUUCAUGGAGUUUGCAUCGGGCGGUUCACUGAAGACACUGAUAAAAACUACCGGCAAACCAAUGGAUGAGCUGACAGCCAAACACUAUUUCGGACAGAUUGUCAGAGGGGUUAGAUUUUUACAUAAGAACGGUAUUGCGCACCGGGAUCUCAAAACGGAUAAUAUAUUGAUGUUUCCAGCGAUGGUCGACAAUGAAACACCGUUUGUAUGUAAAAUCAGCGAUUUCGGUACCACACGGAUUGGCUAUGAAAACAAUCAGUUUAUCAUGAAAAACGAUUAUGUCGGUACCCGACAAUUUAUGGCACCCGAAAUUCUGGCCUGUAAUCCUGUAUUUCAAUCAAAACCGGCUUACGAUGUGUUUGUUGCCGACUGUUGGGCACUCGGAGUCAUACUCUAUGUUAUGAUUGUCGGCGGAAGUUAUCCGUUUAGAAUACCCAACAAACGUCGGUCAACAUUAGUGUCAGCCAUUAGAUGCCAAAAGCAACAGUUGUACGACUGGCCGGACAAUUAUCGACAACAGCAACAGUCGCCGCCACUAACCAAACCUUGUAUUGAACUGAUCCGACGUAUACUAAUAGCUGAUACAAAUCUUAGACUAAGCAUUGACGAGAUAGUGGCGUCCGAGUGGCUGAUCGGAGAGACAACACUUUCAGAUAGUUUGGCCGUCGGGUCCGACAGAAUGACUGACAGAUAGAUAGAUAGAUAGAUAGAUAGAUAGACUACUAUAUCGAUA